GGUGGGCUGGCGGCCGCGAGGAUGCCGAGGGGCGGCAACGCGGGCUGGACCCAGCCGGGGCGGCGGGGCGGGCGCCGCCCGAGGGGGUAGGGCGCGCGCGGGGGCGCGCCGGGCCGGGGAGGCGCGCUCGGGCCGCGCUCGCUGCUCCGCUCCCUCGGCUGGCUCGCUCCCUCCUCCCUCGGCCCCGCGGCGGCAGCAGGAGCGGGCGGCGGCGGCGGCGGGGGAAUCAGACAUGGCGGCCGAUCUCAACCUGGAGUGGAUCUGCUCCCUGCCCCGCUCCUGGACUUACGGGAUCACCAGGGGCGGCCGAGUCUUCUUCAUCAACGAGGAGGCGAAGAGCACCACCUGGCUGCACCCCGUCACCGGCGAGGCCGUGGUCACCGGACACCGGCGGCAGAGCACAGAUUUGCCUACUGGCUGGGAAGAAGCAUAUACUUUUGAAGGUGCAAGAUACUACAUAAAAUCCUGCACAUGGAGGAGAGGAAGACUUUGGAGCGUCUUAGACACUGAGCGUGAUAACAGCUUGCAGAUGCAAGUGUACAAGCACCCUAGAAACAACUCACUUGACCACCUUGCUGAAAAUAACUGACCUGUGAUUGAAUAUCUUUAUUUUUAGAAAUAUUUCUAAAGAGCUUACUUUGAAUUAAAGGGUCUCUUUCAUUGUUACAAAGGCAGAUGCAGGUGUACAGAGAAGAUCAUCUUUAUAAAUGCUACAUAUUACUUUGUUUUCUUUUUGGGAGAAUUAUUUGUAUUAUGGAGUAGAUUACAUUUUAUAGUCUUUUUUUUUUUUUUUUUUUAACAUUUCCUAUGUGCAUUAUCCCUCAGAGUUAGUACUGUGGGAAUCUUCUAGUUCUUUCAUUGUUGAGGGGCUAAGGGUUGUAUAUGGACACUUCCUUGCUUUAUCCUCUUCUCUUGGGAUUAGAAUCAGCUCUUGUGAAAAAAAAAAAAAAGAAAUAUUUCAGAAGUUUUUUUAAAAGCACCGUGAAAAGUUGGCUUUUUACAUUAGAAAGUCGUUUGUAAGGAAUUGCAGAUAAAAACCUUGUGUUAUUGGUAAAAUGAUUUUUAUGUCACUGGAAUUUUUAAUGUUUUCCUUUUGGUAAGAAAGCACACAGAAGUUCAGUAUGCUAUUUAUACCAAGUAUUUCGGGGAUCCAAAACAAUAACACUGAUUUUAGUUGCUUGUUGUGAUCAGCUCAUUCCGCAACUGCUUUUAAUUGUCACUUUUUCCUAAAAACAGGACCUUCCCAGCAGUAAUGUUUUCAUACAUUUAUUUGAUAUGAACUGAUAGAAAAUUACAGUGUUGAUAGGUUUAUGGUUUCUUUUUCUAUAGAACAUGAAGAAUACGCAUUUAUUUAUUCAAACAUUUGAACCCCUAAUAUGGAAAUAUAGUAAAGAAUUAAACCUGAGCCUCACCCUACACUGAGCCUAAAAUUAUAAAGAAAAAGUUUUUAAAAUUCAGAUAAACUUAAGUGAAUAGGAAAAAAAUGUUAUUUUGUGAUAAUGAUACUCUCUCAGGCACUGAGGAAACAAAAAUGAAAUCUGCGUGGUUUACAAAUUCUUAGAACUUCAUAAUUGACUUUUGGGAAAAUAUACUGUUCACAAGGUGUGAUGCUGGGUGUUAGGAAUAAUAUUUUACAUCCUAAUUGAUGAGUGUUUUUGUUUUCUAGACUUUGAGAAAAGUUAUUUAAAUCAUAAACUACUUUCAUUUUUUUUCAUUUGAUCUGUGUAACAGCUUCUGUGUAUUGGAUACUUGACACAACUGCUAGAUGUUUUAUAUGCAUGAUGUCAUUUAUUUUAUACAUCAAACUGACCUCAUCAAUUAUUGAACAUUUACUUAGCUAUCACUAUGUAAACAUUUCAUCUUACAAAUUGGAGGGCUGACUAACCCUUAUACACAGCUGGCAGGGCUGGAAUUCAUGUUUGGGAUGGGAUGGCAAUGAGUCUGUAUCUCAAAAAGAUCUUUUAGUAGUUGUGCUUAACAGCAAAACUUCUAUCUACAGCUUAAGCACUUUGUCAUCAGAUGAUAGUAGCGCCCUUUGAGAUACAUUCCAAGACCCUCAGUGGAUACCUGAAACCGAGAGUUGUACCACAUCCUAUGUGCUGUGUUUUUUCCUAUGUUGUAUAUACACUUAUAUGAAUUACCUAAGAGAUAACAAUAAAAUAGAACAAUUUUAUCAGUGUGUGGUAACAAAAUUGGCAGCAUCGCUGCUGUUGUGCUUUAGGGCCAUUAGUAAUUAAAACAAAGAUUGCUUGAAUAUAAGUACAGUGAUACUAUGACAGAUGACCUGAAAACUGAGACAACCAAGUAACCAUUGAGCAAGUAGAGCUUAUAGUUGGUUCUUCUGUAUCCUUGAUUUCAGCCAUCCUUGGUUUUGAAAAUAUUUUGGGAAAAACUGUGUCUCCUAAACAUGAACAGAUUUUCCUCCCCUUGUCACAAGUACCUAUAUGAUACAGUAUAAUUAUUUACAUAGUAUUUAUACUGUGUUAGAUUUUAUAAGGAAUCUAGAAAUGAUUUACAGUAUAUAGGAGGAUGUGGGCAGGUUGUGUAAGGAACUGAGCAUAUGCAGAUUUGGGUACCUAUCGGAGGGGAGUCUUUUCCUUGCCAACACUAGGAGCCACCACAUGGAUAUAUGUGAGGGACAAAGUGAAGAUUCACAUGCUGAGCUCAAUGGCAUGACAGUUCUCAUGCUCAGAACAGGGCAAAGUUUUAAGCUUGAGAAUUGUUGUGUGGAAUUUUCUAUUUAAGUUUUCAGACCCAGCAGACAAUGGGUAACUAGAAUCAUGGAAAGUAGGACUGUGUGUGAAGGAGGCUACAGCAUUCUGCAGAUUGAGAGAGGAGAUGGAAGAUUUAAAUGAUACCCACCCAUGGGAUCAUUUUAUGUAUCCUAUAAUAUUUAUUAUAAAAAGUGGAUCAUGUUUUUCAUAAUUUAAGUUUAUAGAAUUAGUUUUGAUGUGUUCAUAAACCAAGUAUCCUGUGUAAAGGUAUCUAUAUUAAAGCUGAUAGCAUUGAAAAUUGAUAGGAAGAGUGUCUACUUUCAUAAAUUUCAUGCUGUCUUGAUUUGUUUAGGUCCUGGACUUGUGUUUAUUUUAUGGUUUUUAUUAAAAGAAGAACAAGAGCUAGUGUCUAAAAUUAGCUAUAGCAAGACAUUCACCUUGCUUAGUACUAGCUCAUCUUCAUCUGGCCUUACAUAUCCCUGCCUCUCUGAUUUCUAUCGCUGUUGUAGAAAUCAGGCAGUUAAUUUGGGGAGGGGGUGGUUACCAGGAACCAAACUCAUGACCUCGUGCUUGUUAGGCUGUCAUAGAAAUCUUACAUCUUUGGAGGACCAGAGCAGGGCUAUUUGUGGUUACGAUAAAGGGGCACAACUGAUCUGGAUAUACUGCUUGUUUGUUUGCUUGUUUAAUUUUGAAACAGGGUCUCUCUAUGUAGUACAGGCUGGUCUUGAACUCUCUUAUGUACCCCAGACUGGUUAUCUUCCUCCCUCAGCCUCCUAAGUGCUGGGAUUACAGGCGUGCACCAUCUUGCCUGGCACUGCUUACUUUAUCACUGACUUCUCUUACUGCAACAGAUUGGAUAUAACUGUAAAUUGCCUAUCCUUCAUAUAUUUACAUUUUAUGUCACUUGUAAAUUUAUCAGGCAUCUCUGUUCUCAUCCUUGAAUUAAUAUUAGAGCAGUUUUAACUUCUGCAUAAUUCAACUGAUGUUAACGACAUAGAACAUAGAUCAGACAAAUUACUAACUGUGAUAUUCCAAAUAUUUUCUAGUGUGCCUUUAACUUUUGCUGGGCACAAAUGGAGAUUUUUGGCCUUUGACUAUUAUUAAAAAAAGAAAAAAAAAAAGAUUUGUUACUGUUUAGGAAGACAAAUUAAAACACAGCUGGGAAUGUAGUAGUUAGCCCAGUCUCACAGACAUCAGCCUCCCUCUGUUUAUUUCUUCCUGUUUGUAUUCCUAGAAGCAAACAGCUGUGCAUUCAGUUUUAUUUUUCAUUCCUUUACUUAAAAUGUGAAUCUCAAAUGAAGUAAGCUAUGAUCAUUUAGUUUUUUAAGAUUUGGCUUAUCUCUAUUUUGUUGCCCUUUAAAACAUUUAAAGCAAUGAAGUACUGUUACAUUAAAAUUUUUUUUUUGAAGUAGAUAGCCAUGUGGCCAUAAUGUGCAUGCCAUUCAGUAAUAUUUUUUCAAGCACAUCUAUAGUCAUAAUUUUAACCUCAGCAAGUUACUCCAUUAUUAAAUGUUUCACUUAAAAUUCUGCACAAUUCUUAAUUUCAGAGUAUUAAUAUUUUCAAUGAUGAAUAAUGUACCUUCUAAGCUUUACUUUUAAAAUGUCUUUUCUGGACUAAUUAAAUGUUAGUAUUCUCUUAAAGCCAUUUAUGCUGUACAAAUUUGCAUAUGUAUGCAAGUUUUAGUUCAAAUAAAGUCUAGGAUGAAUAAAUGAAGACUAUAAAUUUGAGUAGAUUUUGAGGCACUUUUGUUUCUUUUGAUUUUGUUUUAAAUUUUGUGUAUGUUUGGUUGUUUGGUUAGUUGUUUUGUGGUACUGGGAAUUGAACCCAGAGCCUGUGCACUGUGCACUGAGACUAAGUCUCCCUAAAUUGCCCAGGCUAGAGUUGAACCCGUGAUCCUACUGCUUCAGUCUUAGAGAGAUUACAGGUGUGUGCCACCACACCCAGCCUGAAACACUUCUUAACUGUUAAGUAUAGGCAAGCCUUAAGAGUUUGCUUUGAGGCUUGAGCUUAUUUUUAUGUAUCUUCAGGAGUAUAUGUUCUAACAUAAUGCUUUAUAUGUAAUUGCAGUAGUAAGCUAUUUAUUACAGUAAGCUGACCGAGCCAUUUAGAUGGCAAUCUGCUAUGGUGAAAUUAAGCUGAUUUUAUGGCAGUGCAUAAGUAGCAUCUCUCGUUUACUGAUGGACCUAUACAUAGUUCUCCUUUUAGUUAAUAUGUUGUUACUUAUUUUCACAUUAUUAAACUAGUUUUUCAGUAUAUAUUGUCAUAUUUUGUAAUGCAAUUUUACUUUUCCUGCAUUUAUUAUAAGACAUAGGACUCUGUUCUCUCUCUUUUUUUUUAAGUUCUAGAUUGUUGGAGACUUGACAGUCACCUUGUCUGCAUUCCUGUUUUUGCUAUCAGUCAUCAUUCUCCCCCUUCCCCUCCUCUUCUUCCUCCUCCUCAUCAUCAUUUUAUCUUACAGAAUUUUAUAGUUUGAAUCAUAAAUUACUUUUUUAAAACCAAGAAGUUUAACUUUUGCUGUUAUUUUGCAGCCAUAUAUAAUAACUAACUGAAUUGUUUUUCUUUUUUGAAUAUAAAAGACAUAUAUAUGACUAUUGGAAAAUGUAGGUUUUCUUGUCUCUACUUGGGGAGGUGGAGCCAGGAGGAUGGCAGGUUUGAGCCCAGUCCAUGCAACUUAGCUUGAUCAAGUGUAUCAAAAUAAAAAGUAAAAGGGACUGGGAUUGUGGUUCAUUGGUGGAGCAUUCAGAGUUCAAUCUGAACCAAAGUGUGUGUGUGUGUGUGUGUAGGAUAUCACAUCACAGAAUAUCUAUACUCUUCCACUGUGUGCACAGCCUAUGGACAUGUAUUUUCUUUUUGUUUUGUUUUCCUUAUGAAUGCUUAAAUGCCAAGAGAACGGGGGUUAUUGUGUAUACUGUACAAUCAUAGCUUUGUUCACUUAACAUAUCUGAAGCAUUUUCUAUUAAAUAUUCUUUUAGAUCUUUUCAGCAAUUAUUAGAGAAACUAUAUGUGCUGAUGAGAAAUUGAGGAAGUACAAGGUGGGGUGCUCCUUUUCAGCCCCGUUUUUCUCAACACUGAUAAGUUGCUUAUGUAUAAUGAAACUAAGCAUUACUGGGCUGAUGCAUAGAAAUUUUAGCUCUUCGACUUUAUGGUGAGGUAUUUAAAAUUAAACUGAUUUGGGUAGCACAAAUGCUACAGUCUUAGUGUUUUACUAAGCAGUUUUUUCCUACUCAAGAAUUUUAUGGGCCAAUAAUGAAAUAAAGUCAUUAAUAAUAACAAUAGUAUUUAAUAAGAACAGCUCAGAUUUAUAAAACAGCAGUAAGAUUUUGUUUUUACUUAAAUCAAAGGAUUUAUUACAGAAACAGUAGUCUUUCAUUGAAGUAUCCAGCACAGUUUUUUUUGGUUUUGAUUAAUUUAUUUAAGCUAUUAGAAGCUUCUUUCUCUUUUUAGGAAAAUCCUGAUAUUUUAAGUUAGAAAUGUUCAGACCAUUACCUGAAGAAAGGAGAAUUGUUUGGAAAAAGGGAAUAGAAAAAUUUACAUAUUUUAUGGAAUAUUUUUCUUAAUUUCACUCCAAUUAUUUUGAGAAGAGAGAUGAGAUUUGUCAAAUGUGCUCACCUGUGUUCCCAAGUGUCCAAUUCCAUCCUACCCUGACCCUAGCAUGUUUAACCUAACCUUGGUUUUUCACUGAAAAAACACAUCAAUGAAUGUUUUUCACUGGAAAAACACAUCAAUAAAACUUGCAUUUGAAUUAGCAGAAAUAUGUGUAUCUCUUUCCAAAGGCUGAAAUUUUGUUCCUUUAUUUCUCAGAAAACCUUGUGUGCAAUAAAAGCUGGCAGGUUCCAGAGUUAACCCUCACCACGAAUGGUGGGCAUUCCUCUCUGUGUCCCUGCCCUCGUGUCCACAGUCCCUCUUCUGCAUUCCACCAUGAAGCUCAGCCCGUUGGAUUCCAGUGUGGAGCCAGCCAGGGUCAGGACCACUGUUAUAAAUUCUAGAUGUUAUAGAUUUAACAGGUAGAACCUUGUUUAAAGUAAAAAAAUCAACCCGUGUAGUUUCAAAUGCAGCCAUCACUUUCUAGAAUGUAUUAGCUGUUCUCGCAUUUCUAGUGUUAAUAGAUACUGAUGUGUGGAGAAUAUACCAGUUAACACAUUGCUAGAAGCAAAAGUUUUUGGCAUUGAAAGAAGAGGAUUUACUAUAGCAUAUGUGCUUUUGGAUAUUAAUCAAGAUUAAGUAUAUGAAAGUGCCAAAUUCAAGACAGAACUGAAAAUGUUCAAAGGAAAGAAAUAUAAUUCAAAUUAAAUGUCUCUCUCUAAAACAAAAUUGAGAUUUUUUUUCUAGGGUCAGUGGUAGCUUAUGUUAGGGUUUUCUGGCGCAAUAGAGAAGCAAAAGGAAAGAGAAGGUGGCCUUUAUUGAGGAUGCUGACAGGAGCCCACAACCUGCUAGGGGGGUUGGCUUUUUCCUUUGACCGAUGUAGAGGCAGCAGGGUGUUAUAUGACCUCUGAUCGGAAGUGGUGCGCGGGCAUCAAUGCCAUGCGAGGAACUCUUCAUGCACAUGGGAAAGGCAAUUAUAAUCAAAGCUGAAGGGGAAGAAGAAGAAGAAGGAAGUGGUCAUGAGGAUAAAUGUUUUUGCUUUGGCCUUUUGCCAUGUUAGACAGUCACCGUAGUGUACAGAAAUCUGUCCUAGGGCAAGAACCUUUCAGCUUGUACUCCUAUGAUAUGGAUCUGUAUACACCCAUUUAGAUAGCAAAAGAAAAGUUUUCUAAUAUGAAAUAGGAAUCUUAACUUCUGAAAAAGAAUUGUAGUAUGAUACAAUAACUUGGAAAAGAAGUUCAUGAUUACCUUUGUUGCUUAAGAAAGCAUUUGAUAUGAAUUUAUUGUGAAAUACAAGUGUGCUUUAAUUGGAAAUGGAAUUAUUAUGCUGUGUCUUAUUUUAGUAAGUUGUCUAUAUUACUAAACCUUUCUUUAAGUAUUUUGAGUGAGACAAGCAAAUUGCUAUUCAUCUUUUUAUUUUUACUGGAAAGUUUUCAAAAUAAAUUCCUUUAUUUAACAAAUAUUUCUGAUAUACCAGGUAAGCUUGGAGAUUUUCCCCCAGCCAGCAUUUUGUGGGUGGUUUUAAGAUGAUGAGUGAUUACUUAUUACUGAUUUUUUUUGGAGGGGCACAUGGUGCUGGGACUGAACCUAAGACCUUGCACACAUAAGGCAAGUGUUCCUGCACAAACUCCAUCCUCAGUUACAUUAUUCUUUAUAACAAAUGGGUUGGUAUUUAAUUUUAACUCUUCUGCUAUAUGAACUUUUUGUUGAACAUUUUUGGGGAAAAUGUUUUUUAGUAAGUCAAGUAGAGAAAACAGAUAAAAUAGAUUUUCUUUCCUUAAUCAUGAAAUUGCUGACUGUAAUGUACCCUUUCAGCCCAUUUCUGUGAAGACAAUCAUGUGUUUUUCUUAUAAUGCCUUAAAAUUUAAAGAAACCAAAAUUAAAAGGGAACCUCUGUAUUUACAAUAGUAGUAUAUUCCUUGUCAGAUUAUUUUGUGAAUUCAACUGAAGAACAAAGCAUUUAAACAUUUCCUCUUCAAAGAAUGUGAAUUUUUUCAAACAAAUUUGAAUAGAAAUUUCACUGUAUUACCAAGGUAGUGAAGAAGUAAUACUUGAAAUCGUAGAGGAAGUAGGAAAUUAUAUAGGAAGUAUAGAGGAUAAUUGUUUAAAUUAUGAGUUAGUGAGUAUAGAAAGGUCAACGUUCAUAACUACUUUGGAAAAGCACAGCAGAAUUUUUUACUUUUUAGAAAAGACUGCUAUGUUGAGAUUUAAUUCACACGUGUAGAGAUCUAAUUUUAACAGCAUGUUUUGUUGAAAAGACACCUUUUCCCAGAUGUAUUUUUGGGACGUUUGUUGAAAAUCAGUUGCUUGUAAAUGUGGACCUUUUCACUUUGUUCAAUUGUUCAAAUGUGAUAGAUUAUUUAAAGUAGUUAUAGGAUGCCACUGUACCUUAACUUGGGUUUCAUAUAUUCUUAUUUGAACAUUAAUUGAGAAAUAAAGUUGCAUUAUUUAGAGCUCAUUUUAUUCUAAAUCAGAAGCAAAAAAAAAAAAAUGUAGUUUUUCUUGUGUAAGUCUUGUAAUAUACUUGUCAUCUUGCUGCUUUCGUCUCCCAAGAGGCUGGGAUUACUGACGUGGUUCGCCAUGCCAGGGAGCCCUUGCUCUUUAAGCAAAUGCGAGCGAGACUUCUGUGGCUCUAAGAAACAACUCCUAGGCUUGCAGUGGACUUCUGACAACAUUUGAUUCUCCUGUGUGGAUGUGGAUGGGAGAGCAGUUAUAUAAACAAACAUGAGUAAAUCUGGACUUCCUGUUUAACACUUUUAAAGUCUUGAACCAGUUCCUUGGCCAGCUCUUCUGUCAAGACCCAGUCUGCACCCAUUUUUUGUUUCUGCCAGAGCACCGCUUGUCAGCUCAUUUCUCACAGGAUACAGUCUUCCUACUUCCUUUUGCCUUCUCAAAAGUAGUUUCAUUGCCCACAUGGUAGUUUCUGUGCAUGUGUGAGGAAGAUGGAAAGCAGGCUCUUUCUGCAUUCCACCCUCCUGCCCUACUCCAUCCUCUCCCUACCCUGCCCUUUCCUCCUGGUUUUGCUGUUUUGUGUUAUAUUGGUUGUACAACCAUAGAGAUGAUGGUUCUUUCAGCAUUAAAGAGCUGCUGAUUGUACUACACAGCAGCACCUGACCGUCCUAUACAUUUGGCACUGAUAAGGGGAAGAGAACUUCAGAACAACAAAAUGCAUUGGUUAGUUUAAAGGAAGAAGGUUACAGACACAAGUAUAGUAAGUCCCUGACUUGGGAUCCAGUUCCAUUCCAGGAGACCAUUCAUAAAUUGGAUUCAUUCAUAAGUGAGACAAAGUGAGUAUAUAAACACACAAAUACAUAACGUAAAGCAUAAAAAAAACCAGUCACACGAACAGACAUGUUUCAUGAUAGUGUCCUUGUUCCACAGAGUUGUACCAGUGGUUGAAUGAUAAAUCUUAUAAGAGUGAGCGAGCAGUAUCCACCAUCUUUUCGCCUUGAUCCAAUCUCAAUUAUUUUUGCUUUUGUAUCCAUGAUUAUUGCUUUGUACUUCCUACCAGUCUCCUCAUCACUGCUUUUUCUCUUUCAUCCAUCCUGGGCUCUGAUUGAGCCCUGUAUUACCGUACACUAUUGUAGUGUGCAAAGCACACAGCAACACAGCUGGAACGCUGUCUGGCAGACACAUGAGCUACUUCUGUGAUUUGUUCGCAUCCAUCAGUGUUCGUAAUGCAAGGACUGUUCAUGUCUGUGAAAAUUUGCAACUCAAAUGUUCACAAGUUGAGGACUUACUGUAAUAAUAAGGAUGCUCAUGUUUGAGGGAAGAAAAGAGUUAAAAUAGGGCCUAGGUUUAGGUUUUACUCUUCUCUGCCUUUGUCUUUUGGGUUUCUUGCAUUUGAAGGCAGGCAGCAUAACAAAGGACCUAGGUAUAGCAAACUAAGGUAGACAAAAGAAAAAAGAGAAAAUCUCUUGAGGGACCAUAAUGAGAGGAAAAACUUUUACAGGGUCACUGCCACCCUCUGAAUGGAAGUUCUUACUCCUUUAGGCACACACACAUGUGCACACAUGCAGGUGAUUGCAGAGGAGACCAAUUAUAUUAAACAGACCUGAAGAUAUUUAAACAUUUGUAAUAUUGAAACAAAAUAUUUAAACAAAUUUGUUGUAGUGAUUUUUUUGGACAUUAAAAUCUAGAAGCAAAGCGAACAACUGCAGUGAUUUUUGAGGUGGUGAUGAGUGUAAGUGACACAGCUGUCCCCUUCACCCAGAGGACAUUCUCUGAAAAUGCAGGCUACACUGAGCUCAAGGUAUGUGCUACCAUUUUGCCACAUGAGAGAUUAACAAGUAAUAAUAAAAUAGAACAAUUAUAGCAAUAUACUAUAAGUGAUAUAAAUGUCUCUCAAAAUAUUUUCUUAGAGAUACUUGCAACAUCAGCAUACUAUAUUUUUUCUUAUUAAAUCAAGAACUUUUACCUUUUAAUUAAAGAAGCACUUUCCAGACUUUGGCAUAUCCAUGUGCCAGCAUCACUAUUUUUGCACUUUGGGGCCAUUAGUAAGUAAAAUAAAGGAUUUUUAAACACAGACAUUGUGAUGCUGUGACUGCUGAUCUGUUAACCAGAAACUACUUGGUGACGGUGUCGCCUAGAUACACAAGACAAAGGGACAGUUUGAGAGCAGGGUGGACACAAUGACUUGAGGUUUUAUCAUGCUGCUUAGAACAGCAUACAAUGUAAAAUUAAUGAAUUACUUAUUUCUAUAGAGGUUUUCAUGUACUAUUUUCAAGCUGAGGUUAGCCACAGGUAACUGAAAUCCAAACUGAAAAUAAGGAAAGACUACUGUAUUUCAAGAUAUCUCAGCAACUGUAAUAUGAUAUAAAUGUUUGGAUUCUUUUGGUGAUAAAAAUUUGCUGCUGAUAUAGCAGUGGUUUCUUGCCCACUUUAUAACAGAAAGAAAUGCUAAGUUGCAGCUAGAAAUUAAUAAGGAUGAAGACUAAUUUCUUUCCCACACAAUUUAAUGAAAUUUCUAAAUUCCAUCCCUCAACUCCUUGAUUUUCCCGAUUCCAUAGCUAUUAUUUUGAUAUGUUAUGGUAUACCUUUAUCUUAAAAUGUUUUAUUUCAGUAGACAAUAGAAGGAACUUUUAAAUAACACUGCUUCCCAAAUGAAAUAAAUAAUACAUAUAAGCAUAGAAUAUAGGCAGACUGUCAUACUUACUAAAUUAUUAAGAAAAUCUAGCAUUCAGUCAGAAGUUGUUUUUCAUAUCAAACACUUGUUGGGUGGUUUUUAUGCUCAGCACUAAUUUAAAUACAUUGACAUUAUUUAAUUUUAGAUAUUCUCUUACUCAUGAGUAGAGUUUACCAUGUGCCCUUUAAAAAGACAUGUGAAGUGAUUGACAAAUGAAACCACAAAACAGAUGACAUGAGAAAUUAGCAUUAAAAAAAAAGUAAAGUGCACCUGUGUUCUAUUACAUGGGACAAGUCAUCUUUCUUUUUAAUGAACUUGGCAACUUUACUGAGCAGAGAUAACCUAAUGAAGAUUAAAUUGAUCUGGAGCAAGUCAUUUAAUCUCUCAGCCUCUCGGUUUCCUAAGACUCUCAGGCAGUUAACUAUCCUCGCCAGCACAGAGGUUGUUGUCAGGACUAAUGAGAUAACAAGAGUAAAAUAUAGGUGGUAUAAUUACUAGUGUAGAUGGUAGUGUAAAGUAACUCACAAAAUUCAAAGAGUGGAAGGUAUGGUCACCACAACUCAGUCUAAGUCAGAGUUUUGUGACGGAAUAGGACUCUAGCCUGGCCUAGUGUCCUCAUUUUAUGCCCAGAAAAAAAACUAAUCUUUGGUGCUUGUCAGACACAGUGCUGGUUCUUUUUUUCAUGUGUUGUGUUCAUUUAAUGUUCAGAAUAAUUUGGCCAAAGUAGGUAUUAAGGCACCUCUUGCAUUUUUUUCCCAAGCAGAUAAGAAAUCAGUAUCAUGGCCUGUUAACCCAGAACCAAAAUUUUUGUUCACUUUUUGUUCUUCCUGCUGUAGAACAAGGCUGUUGAAUCUAUUUCAUCUGAGGUUGGAGGUUUUGCAUUUCUUCAGACAUUACUUCUUUGUCCAAGGCUGGUUCGCUGCAGUGUCCUUUGGUACCUGGUAGAAAUCGUGUCUGUGCUUUUUAUUGAGUUCUCAGUGUGGGCAUCCUAUUCCAUCUCCGCUUUUCUUCUGUCCUUGAGAAAAAUAAAAUCACUGUCAUUUGAAGCCAUUACACAUCUCCAGUUUCCAAAGCUCAUGUGGGUCUUCAACUUUAUAAAAUAACCUUUUCCUCCCCCUCCCCUCCCCUCCCCUUCCCUCUCCCCUCCCCUCCUCCCUCCCCUCUCCUCACCCCGCUACCCUCUCCUGUCUUCUCCUCUCCUCUCCUCGCCUCUCCUCACUACUGGGGAUUGAACCCAGUGCCUCGUGCAUGGCCAGGCAAGCACUCUACCACUGAGCUGCAUGCCCAAUCCUUUUUGAAAUUUAUAUUUUAUUGACUGUGUUUUGAGACAGGGUUUCACUGUAUAGCCCCCAGUGGCUUUGAACUCACAAUCCUCCUGAGUGCUGGAAUUAUAGGCCUGUGGCAUCACCCCUGGUAAGAUGUGUUUAGUCUUCAUGAGAUAUCUAGAUGGAUAUCUAGAUAGAUAUUCUUCUCCCUGACUCAUCUUGAGAUCUCAUUUCUGUCUAUAGCUGUGAUUGAAACCUCCCAUGUUUUUAUCUCUAGGGGUCUUCCUUCCUCCACUUCGAAUGUUUUCUAUUUCUUCUUGCACGUGUCACUGUAAAUUGAUCCCAAACUACACAUGGUGUGUUCUCCUUCCCAGCUGGACUCUCAUGUCUCUUUUUUUAUUUUUUCCUCAGAAGCUGCAGCUCAAUUAACCUCUGCCUCCCCUCCCCCAAAGAGAACAAAACAAAAUAGAAUAGCACCAACAGAGACACACCCCUGCUGGUCCCUCAUUGAGAUGUCAGUUUUGGACACAGCUAUUUAGAUUGUGCAGAUGCACUUUAUGUAUUAUAGUCUGGUGCACUUUUAUAUGUUACAGUCUGGAAGUUCCUGCAGAUUUCUUCUCUUAAUGGGAUGGAGAUAGUAGAUGUUUCAUGUCUUCUGAAAAGUACCAUGUGAUGUUUGGUGUUCUUUUUUGUAUCCUGUAAAUGGCUUUCUGAGGGAAAUGCUCUUUUUGUCCUGUCUGUACAUGCAUCAUUGUACCUGGUGAAGAACUGAAGGUCAGCUGGACACAGGCUGUUUUAUUUAGAAACAUUGGUUAUGAAUACUUCACCUCUUUUUCUAGUUUCCUUUUUAUUUAUGUAGUUAAUCUUAGAUCCAAAGAGUCCUAUCUGAAUAGAAAUUUUUUAUAUUAGCAUUCUAGACCCCAUUUGUUCAGCCUUUGGAAGUGUUUGUUUAAUCCAGUUGCAUCCUUAAUCAGUUUCGAAUUAGCAGUGAUGAAAUCUUUGAUAUCCAAUGUUGAAGUCUGAGGUAUACAAAAGAGUUAAACUAGAAACCUGUAAUACCUGUUCAGCCUGUGCUGUAACCAAGACCUGGCAGAUUUCCUGUAGGAUCCAUUUUGAGGAACUUCCAUACUUAGCAGUCUGUAAUAUCUUUUAUUCUGUAAAACAACAUAGUUACAUAGCUAGUGAUUAUGAAGGGGAUUUGCAGAAGGAAAAAUCAAUUAGUAUUGUUGCAAUUCUGUAAUUUAAAUUUGGUUUCAGUUUUUAAGACAUAUGUGUAAAAGCUCGAACAGCUUUCACUUCGGCAGCAAAGAUUUAUUGAAGAGCAAAUCUUGAAGGCAGUGCCUUGGAACCUUAGGGAAUAUAACAUUGAGCAAAAGGCUCCAGCCUACAAGGGGACAUAGCAUGGGCUAAGACGCUUUGGUUCAACAAGCAGCAAGCCCGGGUAAUCUGGUAUAAACCUGACCUUCUGCUCACCAGAAUUCCAGGGAUUAUCAUGUAUUUGGGGCCUGUUGUUUGAGUUGUACCUCUACUGUCCCUUACUUUAAAAGAGGCCUAGAGUAUAUUGCAUUUACCCUUCUCAUUAUAAUUACAUUCACAUUUUAUUUUUACGAAUGACCUAUUUAGUAAUAAAAAUAUGAUUCAGAAAUUACACAUUAUAAGUCCACUUUUUUGCUAUAUAUUGAUAGCAACUAAAAUAAUAAUUAAUUUGGAUAAGGUAGUUCCCCUUUAUUUCGAUAUUAAGAGAAACCACAUGGACCCAGCCUAUGCAAAUCAAGAUCAAGAUUAAGAGAAAUAAUAUUCUGAAAUUAUGGUAAUCAAAGGUUUUAGCUUUGUAAUACUUGCCAGUUAAUACUAAGAUACUUCAGUUAGUUGGUUUGAUUUGGGAAGUGCUUCUGAUGUGUUUUAUUAACUGUAUUUCCUGGUGAUCUAAUAUCUGUUUGCCGUCUAAAAACCUAUUUUUUUAUGAUCUAACUUUUUUGUUUUAUUUGCUUAUACUAAGUAGUGAUGAGUUAAUGAGACUGUCUCAGAUUAAACGAUAAUAAUUUUUAAAAGAUGAUUGCACUUAGUAGAUAACAAAGCUGUUUUGGUAAACAUGACACUUCUUAAUUAAGAAAACAGACUUUGGAAUCAGAAAGAACUGAGUUUAGAAUUCUGGCUUUAACCUUGUGUCUUUGGACAACUUGCUUAACCUUUCUGAACCUCAGCUUCUUCACCUACUGUGUCAAAUGAGAAUAAUAAUAAUAUCUAACUCACAGUAUUGUUAUAGGGGUAACAUAAAGUUCAUAGUACUUGCAACAAUUCAAUAAAUGACAGCUACUUUUGAUUUUUAAGUUCAUUUCUUAAGUUGAAUCAAAGUAGUAAAAGAUAAGACAACUCCCCCACUUUUUCUUUUGAGACAGGGCCUCUCAAAAGAAAGAUAUUUCCUAUGUACUCUAGUCUUGAACUUGAGGUCCUUCUACUUCAGCCCAUCUAGAAUCUGGAAAUACAGGGAACACCAUUUUCUCUGGCCUAAUAUUUUCUCUCUCUUUUUCUCUUUUUUUCCCCCCUUUUCUGUUUUGAAACACAGUGUCUCUAUGUAGUCCGGGUCAGCCCUGAACUUGCUUUGUAUUUGUAGCCCAUGCUGGCCCCAAACCUGUAAUCCUCUUGCCUCAAACCGCCAAGUGCAUUUUAUGACAUGAUUAAAUUUCAGAAAUAUACUUGAAACAUAAUUAGAUAGAAUAGACCCAAAGAUAUUUAAAUAAUAUUUACUUUAAAAACAUGUCUAGGUCUUUGCACUUUUGUAAUUAUUAAUGCAUUUAUUCGUUGAAUUUUGAGGUAGAUACAGUACUAUUUCUUUUAACAUGUUACAUAAGAAAAUAGAGGCAAAAAGAAGGCAGUGACUACCCAAGGUCAUACAUAUAAUACAUGGUAGAGUUGGAGCUGGCUCCAACAUCUUUAUUCUUUAGUUACACCAUACUGUCUCUCUGUUCUCUUUUUUUUUUUUUUUUUUUAAAUAAAUUGUGUGGGCUUUUAAAAUAGUAAUUGUUUUGGUGUGCUAAAAUAUAAAAGAAGAAGUAAAUCCCAAAUUAGAGCAUGAUUGAAAAACGUUUAACCUCAAUUUAACAUAUAUAGUUUAUUUUGCAUAGUAUUAACCUCACUGAGACACAGCAGUUAUGGAACCAGCGUGGUUCCAUAUGACCAUAGAAAUCGCCUGGGCUCCAUUUGCCCAGCUCCUGGUAUUAUGUACCUGAAUGGUGCUGAUAGUGUAGCCCAUUUUCCAUCUUUGGUUUUCUUUAUUUCACUCGAGUAUCAUGAUUUUUGUCUGUGGCUAUCUUUUCCUGAGUGGGAUCUGUAUUCCUACUCAGCUUUCACACAUUAUAGAUGAUCACUCCUCCAUGGGCUGCCGCAUCCUGAAUCUGACCUUUUAUAUAAAACCUUACCUGAUACUGGCCGUGAUCCGGGAACUUUCUUCCCUGGCACCUACGCAAGACCAGAGAGGCUGGCAGCUGAAAUCAUACUUCUCCAGUCUUCCCAGCCUAUAUUAAGUAUCAGCUUUCCGUGUAUGUAGCUAUGAUAACAUAGAUAAUGAUAAACUGACUUUCUUCAAAACCUUGUAUAUUUUACCCCUCCCUUUUCUUCUGAAAGCAGGAGUGACUAUGGUAACAUAAACUUUUACCCCUAAUUUAUGCAGAUAAUGACCUAUGAUUUAUUACUCUUUGUGACUCCUGUCUACUGUAGUCUACCUUACGUUUUGUUUAAAUACAGUUACCAAAUUUAUCAAAUAAGCCACUGGUUUAAAAAUUUCUGUGUGCUACCUUUCUACCAAUACUAAAAGGGAAAAAAAAGUUGCUAAGCAUAUAUUCAUCCAGACACAUAAUAACUACUCCCUGUAGACUUAACACUUCAUUAACAAACUGAUAUAUUCCCACACCCAUGCCCUACCUUCCCUACAUCAUCGCUUACCUAACUGUUGUAUCUGUUUAGAAUGGUUUCUCUUUUUGCAAUCCCUGCUUUCUGUAUAGAUCAAUGAUGAAAGCAAUCUCCAAGGUAACCUUGCAACACCUUCUGGGAGAUAAGAGUAGAGCCAGAGAGUCAAAACGAAUGUCUUUCAAAACAGGUGAACCAAUGCAGCCUACUCAGAAGAUGCAUGAAAGUAGAAUCAGAUGUAAUAGCAUGCCUGAUUUGGGAGCCAGAUAGAAAAAGUCUUGAUUUUAAUAUUGGUAUCAAACUUGCAUAAGAUUGCAGGGUUUCUGAUGCUUUCCUCCCUUCUUUUGGAAAUACCAUUUUGUGCUGAUUCAGUCUUGAUGCUGAAAUAAUUUUGUGUGAUUCUUAACUGUGCUGAUAGUUUUCAGAUUUUGAAGUCCUGUCUGUUCCCUAUUGCUUUGACCUGUGUUACUUCAUUUCACCCAUUCAGACAAACAAAUGAUGGUGGUUCAGCCUCUCAUUUGCACUAGGUGGUGUGCUCUUUAUUGAUGUGACUGUGAGUACACAGACAUGGUCACUGUCUUCAUGAGAUCUUCAUUUUAGUAGGGGAACCAGUUGUUAAACCAGUUGUCACAGAAAGAAUGUAAAGUAAAACAGUGAGGAGGUAAGUGAAGGACAAGGGUACCCUGUCCUAAGACCGAGUUACAGAGAGCUGAUUAAAUUAAGAUCCAGAAGAGGAACACACAUUCCUUAGGCAAAGAAGGAAAGGCAAGGCACUGGAGGCACAGAAGUAUUUGCCAGAACAAUUUGGGAGGGAGCAGCAUGGUCAGUGUGAGGAACCUGAGGAAGAUUGUGUGUCUGGAAUGCACAGACUAACAAGUCAAGGGCAAGCUGAGGCAAGCAAGGGUCGAAGGGUGGGCAUGAUAAUACUUCUGUUUUGAAAACUUCAUCUCGUAUGUGGGAAAAUUAGUUAGGAGAAUGUUGCAAAGUCAUUUCAAUCAAUUUUCAUUCAUAAAGUGGUGCUCAGAUUUCUCCAUAUUUGUGCAUUGUACUUGGGAUUUGCAGAGUGGAGCUUGGCUCUCCCUUUGCCUUGCAAAGAAAGGACCGUCAUGGCUGUUGGGAAGUCCAUGUGAGGGCUCCAUAUGAGGGCUUGAGGCCCCUACUAGCUGUCUGGCUUCUUGGUGUCAGGUGGUUAGCUGUCACACUUAGAGAAUAACCUCAGAUGAAUUGAGGUACAGGUGUCUUCUUGGAGCCUGAUGAUGUCAGUGGCUUCUUAUUUAUCCCUUCCCUUCCUCUUCUAUUACAUAUGAAGUGUGGAGGUGGUGUUAUGGCAGUAGCUGUAGCAGCAGAACAAUGAUAGUAGCAAGUUGUACUUACGUGUCAGACCCAGCCCUGAGUGCUAUACAUACGCAUAUCCUUUUUUUUGUGUGUGUGAUCUAAUAACGAGUUGAAACUUUCAUUUUCCCAACUUACAGAUGAGGAUGAAACCCUGACAGACACAUGAACUUACCAAGCAGGCUUUGAAUUUGAAUAGUUUACGUCUAUCAUCUUGGCUUUUAACCAUUCCUUAAAUGAUAAAAGUCUCUAAGUUACAGAUUAGAGAAGCUGGGAAGAGUCCAAGGUCACACUGUACCCAAGCCAUGGAAGCAGGAUUCCUGUCCAGGCACCAGUUCCCUGAGCAUGUUCUGUGUUUCUAAGUGAAUCACAGGUAUCAGAAGAACAGCUUUAUUUAAGGAGCAUGAGGUUGCAAAUUCUGCAACUAAUUCAUAUGACAGAGUCAACUCAUUUUCCUUUUAGUGUUUUCUAGGCAUUAUUUUGCAUCAUUGAUAUCAUACUUUGUAAUUUUGAAACCAUAAUGUUUCAUUGUAGGGAUAUAUUACAAUUUACUAAAUUCCUUUAAUUUUAGAUAAUAGAAUAGUAUCAUGGAAGCUGUGAAAAGUAUGCAGUGCCUCCCACUAGAAUGACUGCAGUUAAAAAAAGUAGAAAAUAUCAAAUGUUGAUGAAGAUGUAAAGCUUGCUAGAACUCUUACACACUGCUCAUGCAAGGGCAAAUUGACACACUUUGGAAUACUGUUCAGUGAUAAUUGCAAAAACCAAUCAUAGUAAUUUUUCUGUCAGGUAUCCAGCA
Molecule: messenger RNA, 18718 nt
Organism: Cavia porcellus (domestic guinea pig)
Lineage: Eukaryota; Metazoa; Chordata; Mammalia; Rodentia; Caviidae
Gene: Plekha5
Product: pleckstrin homology domain containing A5
Exons: 4
Coding region: 233-589 (118 amino acids)
Biological process (GO): hippo signaling; positive regulation of transcription by RNA polymerase II
Cellular component (GO): cytoplasm; nucleus; cytosol
Molecular function (GO): phosphatidylinositol-3-phosphate binding; protein binding; transcription coactivator activity
Source: RefSeq, a predicted model, not a curated record